This is a messenger RNA of Recurvomyces mirabilis, 1164 nucleotides long. RefSeq lists its product as uncharacterized. Gene Ontology annotation, molecular function: protein binding. The transcript has 2 exons. Lineage: Eukaryota; Fungi; Ascomycota; Dothideomycetes; Mycosphaerellales; Teratosphaeriaceae. The coding region runs from base 1 to 1164 and encodes 387 amino acids. The record is from RefSeq and is a predicted model, not a curated record.
AUGUCUCGAUCAGACGAUGCUGGUCGCUACUUUCAGACCACAGACUCGAUCGCGACAACGCAGCGCAAAGCCGCAAAAUCCAAGAACAAAUAUGGCAAGCCUGUAACACUCCAGUCGAAGAUCUUGGCUGUCACAUCGGAUCCCAAGGAUGCAGGCGCCGUAUACGUUGCCGAGGCCGCUGGGCAGAUAACCUGGGUUGUUCUUGAUAGUGCCGAGACAUCCACAUUGCCACUACGAGCGAUGGCCCCUCUGACGUGUCUAAGUAGAUCGGACAAUAACGCAUUGUAUAGUGGCUGCUGGGACAAACAUAUCUACCACUCACCUCUGGCAGAGCCCAUCGUCUUGUCACGAACAAAGCUCUCUGGUCACACAGACUUUAUCAAGUGCGUGCUUACGACGACAUUAGAUGGCAAGCCGGUGCUGCUUUCUGGUGGUGCAGAUGCCGUGAUAAUCGUCUGGGAUUUGAGUACCGGUAAACCACUACAUAAACUGAAGGGUCAUACGAAAGCAUUACAAGAUCUGGCUAUCGACCCGUUGAGUCUACCUGAGGGUGCAAAUCAGCCAAGAGACUCUUUCAUUUUGUUCACAGCAAGCUCCGACCGCGAGAUCAGAAGAUGGCAUAUCAGCUGGGACGCCGCCAAGGAGACUUCUGAGAGCCUGGAAAAGCCAAUACUGGCUCAUGAAACUAGUGUGUACAAGCUGAGGUUUGAUAUUGAGGGUGAUCUCUGGACAGCUUCGGCAGACAAGACGGCCAAACAUCUUGUCCGAAGUAGAGACUGGGGGGCAGAUACUGUCCUGCAGCAUCCAGACUUUGUGCGGGAUGUGGUUGUCAGUGAGACGACUGGCUUGGUUGCGACUGCGUGUAGAGAUGAGGAGGUGAGAGUGUGGGACUUGAGCUCGGGUGACUUGGUAUGCACGUAUAGUGGGCAUUACGAGGAGGUCACAGGACUAGCUUUGGUCAGUCAGGUCUUAGUGGCAAGUGUCAGUAUUGAUGGCACAGUGAGGCAAUGGAGUCUGGAGAGGCAAGGGAUGGCAAGGUACCACACAGAAGUCGAGAGAGAGAAGGCAGGUGAGGAAAGGCGGGAUGAGCCACCCAAGAAAGGUGGUAUGCUUACCGCGGAGGAGGAAGCAGAGCUGGCAGAGCUGAUGGAUGAGGACGAGUGA